AUGAGGUCGCCGGCUUCCCCCACGGCGGGGGCGACGGCGGCGGAGGGAGGCGCGCCGCUGCCAAGCUCCCCCGCAGCGGCAACAGGUGACAGCCCCACGGAGGACACGGCCGUGCUGCCGCAAAAGGAGGGCCAGCAGCCGGGGGAAGAGGGUGCGGCGCGGGGUGAGGCACAGGGCCCAACCACCCCGAUGCAUUCCGCCAUGAAGGGAAGGAGUGGACGGGAGCGCAGCACCGACCUGAAGCCGCGCUUCAACCCCGACGUUUCCGUGAUUGAAACACCCAGCUACGUUCUUGUGAUGAACGGCGAGGAGGGCGAGGAGGAGGCUGAGGAGCUUGCCGUAUUCAACCGCCUUUACGAGGAGGCAAAGGCGCGGCUUGAACGCGCCAAGGCGGCGACCGGCAGCGAAGCCGAGGCCGCCGAAUCCGACGCGAAGGAGUGCACCUUUUCCCCCGAUGUGUCAAGCUACGCCAAGCAGUUGGGGAAGUACGCGAACUUUAGGGAGUUCCUGCUGAGCCAAGAGGAGCACAGGAAGAUGAGUGCCAUGCAAUUUGGGAAAAAGAAGGAAAAGGUGUUGAGCGAGGAGCGCUUGAGCCUCUUUGAGGACAUGCCGCGGAAGCACAGUCUCCGCAUCAUUGCAUACUUGGAAAAGGAACGCCAGUACAAGGGCCCCAUAAAAGGAUGGCGUGAGCGCUUUCGGGCGUACAUGAAGAGGCUGCAGGAGCAGGACCGGGAGCUGACGCCGUGUAAGUCUAAAACCCACGCGGAUGCGUCCUCCGUGCACAGUGCACCCCUUCGUGACGACGCCGUUUUUGAGCGACUCUACGAGGAGGCUGCUGUGCGGGCGAGGUCGCAGCGCGUUGUGACGAUGACGCAGCUGGAGAAAGAGUCCCGGGAACUGUACUGCCCCGUCACAAAUGAGUCCGAAUAUUGGGCGAGUGGGAGCCAAAGCAGCGGGGCUUCCCACAGGAGGGGGAGGAGAAGCAGCAGCAGCAGCUGGGGCAGCAGCACUCAACGCCGCUCGAGCCGCAGUGGCCACACUGCUUCCGCCCACCGGGAUCCCAGCGGCAGCGUCUUCGACGAACUCCAUGCCAUGAGCGAGGAGUACCGUCGUCGCCGGGAGCUGCGUGCGCUGGAGGCUAUGAGCAAUCGGGAGGAGUUUACAUUUCGACCGGCGACAAACCCGCAAAGCAGCAAGAUCAUCAUGGAGCGUGCCAUCGCUCGCGCGAGGGGUGAGCUGCCGGAGCGCGCUACGAGGAAGCAGGGGUCUGGGGAGACGGAGGCAGACUCGCAGGAGCGGCGGCGCAGCAGCGUUCGGUUCAACCCCGACAUUUUCUGCUCACGACUGCAGCGCAAAGAAGCUGAGCGGCUGUGGCGACUGGCCGCGCUCCAGCGCAGUUUGCGGCUGGCAGAGGCCUCGGAGUGCACCUUUCGUCCGAGCAUUUCCCGCACCAGCCAGGCGAUGGCGCUGCAGAGGGGCUACGGCCAGAUCACAUUUGCCCCCGGGUCGCCGGAUGCAUCCCCGCCUCAACCACGCCGCCACCCACUGGGGAGCGGGGAGGACGACGACGAGGACGAUGACGGGGUUCCCCGCCGUGGCGAUGGCAGCGGCACUCCUCAGCGCGACCUCCUCCGCCACCGCCCGCGGCCCCAGCAGGAGGCCCCUCCUCGCCGUAGCGGCGGCAACGGGGAGAGGGCGCGGCGUGACGCCACUGGGGCGAAGCGGGAUGACAGCAGCGGCGAGGCGACGGUCGGACGCGUGUUUGAUGUCGCGGAGUCGGAAGGCGGUUACAUCGCCGCCCUCUCGUCGGAGAUUCAGGGCGUCCUCUCCCAGUGGUCGGAGGCGGCAGCGCGGGCGAGGGCCACGACCUGA
Molecule: messenger RNA, 1872 nt
Organism: Trypanosoma conorhini
Lineage: Eukaryota; Euglenozoa; Kinetoplastea; Trypanosomatida; Trypanosomatidae
Exons: 1
Coding region: 1-1872 (623 amino acids)
Source: RefSeq, a predicted model, not a curated record